This is a messenger RNA of Fusarium verticillioides 7600, 2239 nucleotides long. RefSeq lists its product as hypothetical. The coding region runs from base 1 to 2178 and encodes 725 amino acids. The record is from RefSeq and is a predicted model, not a curated record. The transcript has 3 exons. Gene Ontology annotation, cellular component: nucleus. Gene Ontology annotation, molecular function: chromatin binding; ATP binding; histone binding. Lineage: Eukaryota; Fungi; Ascomycota; Sordariomycetes; Hypocreales; Nectriaceae. Gene Ontology annotation, biological process: positive regulation of transcription by RNA polymerase II.
AUGACAGCUCUCGAAGAAGCCAUGUACGAGCAAUUCGAUGACGAUGAUCAUGGCUUUGAUAGAGAAACCAUGCACCAGGAGUUUGAACGAUCCAGAGUGUUCCGCCCUCGCUUCAUCAUAUAUGGUGUUAGCGGUAUGGGACAGAGUUAUAUUGCUUCUGCCAUUCUUCACCAUUUCGAGGGUGUUCAUGUUCAGAAUUUUGAUCUUCCCAGCAUCUUGGGUGAUGGAAGAGCUAUGGAGCAGGUCAUUGUCGGUCUCUUUACGGAAGUCAGGCGACACAAACCUAGCGUUAUUUAUAUCCCUAACAUCGAAGCUUGGUACAUGGCACUACACAACACUCUGGCUCUUACAACUUUCAAGACUAUGUUACGAUCUAUUCCUCCUACAGAUCCAGUUCUUCUUCUCGCCACAGCAGAGGGUGAUAGAGACGAGCUUCCCAGUGAACUCUUCCGCGAUUUCUUUGGAUUCGCAAAGAAGAACCAAAUGAAAAUUGAGAAACCUGAUCUACAUUCUCGAAUGGAAUACUUCAGCACAACGUUGCAAUAUGUUAAGAAGAAACCCCGCGAGUUCCCCGACCCUGAAAACCGGAAGAAGAGGGUCCUUGAGGAGCUUCCUGUGGCUCCUCCAAUCGAACCACCGCCCCCUACCAAGGCUGAUAUGAAGGCUGCACAGAAGAAAGACCACCAGCUUCUCAAUGCUCUCAAGAUUCAGCUUCAACCCAUCAUGGAUCAGAUCAAUCGAAAGUACAAGAAGUUCAGGCAGCCUGUCAUACCUCAAACUCAGAUCGACUAUCUUUUCGCCGAGUCGGACCCCAAUUAUGUGCGUCCAGACCUUGAAGCUGGACAACUUCGACCAUAUGAAAUCGUCAAGGACAAGUAUGACAACGAUGUUCUCAGAGAUACCACAUCUGGGAAGUGUUAUUAUAAUCUUGAGACAACCACCAUCGAGGAGCGCCUGUCAAAUGGUUUCUAUGCCCGUCCAAAGGACUUUCUUUUUGACAUCAAGGCUCUUGCAAAAGACGCCAAAAAUAUUGGAGACAAGGAGCGAACUCUCAAGGCCAAUGAACUCCUCAGCAACGUCGAGGUUGAUGUCGCUAGUAUCGAAAACCAAACCUCUCAAGUUGACUGGGAGGCGCUGUACAGACGCCAAGUCCAGCGUGCCAAGGAUGCUGCGGAGAAGGAGAGAAAGCGAAAAGCAAUGCAGUCUGUCAUAGACCGUGUGCAAUCUGAUCUGGGAGGGAAUGACAGCGACUCUCAAGGCCCUGUUACUCUGGGAGAAGCCGUGCCAGGAUCGAGGACAACUGCCAGGUUCCAAGUUAGAAGCCCACUUUCAAAUGGUCAUGGCACCUCUGGCCAGGAGUCAUCACACCCCUUGAGCAAUGGCAUCACCCACCGAUUAGGAGAAGAUGUACAGAUGAGUGGUGUCCAAGAUGAUACGCAGGCUAUGUCUGACAUGGGACCUCCACCAAAGUCUCAUGACCCCAGCGUGGCUCAUACUGGCAUGACCCAGAUUUCACAGAAGUCAGUAGUGACUACUCUUCCACCAGGAGUUUCACCAUCAGCUGUCAUCAACGAGGCUUCAACAACUAAAACCUCUGACCCAUCAACCCACCAAUCCUCAAACUUUAGUCAAAUGACAAAUGGUGGCCAUGCUGAGAACCGAGGUGUUGAGGAUGAUAGCCAAGUCGACAUCCCAGACACGUUACUCGUAGCCGGGCACAAUACUUCUGGAGAUGACUCUUGGUUGCACUCUCAAGCUCAGGCUGCUGCAGCAGGGGGUAACCUCAUGCAAGGAUCGGGCAUUUCUGGUAGCCCACCUUCGCAGCGAUCAUCCGGUUUCAAGGCUCAGAGUGUGGGCGGAAUGGCCAACAUCCUCAAUGAUCAGACUUCUGAUGAAUAUCAGUCGGUUCGAAACUCAGGUUCAUCCACUUCGGCUUCUCAACCUUUCGCAGGAGGCGAGAUAGAUACAGUCCUUCAGCACCUAACGGACGCGACAAGCGGCUGUACUAUUGAGCAACUUGAGCAAAUUAACCGUGAGCUCAUGGAUGCUAUAUGGCGCACAAGAAAUGAGUGGAAUCGCAGCAGAGUCGUUGACCAAAUCAUGCACGUAUUCAACGGUGUAAUGGACGACAUUGAUGGCAUGCAAGGAGUUGGACCAGGUAGCCAAGUCCCCUAUUGAUGGCUGGCGCACCACAAAAUCUCAGCAGAUACGUGUUUUUGUAAAAUGACAGGGAAAGGAA